UCGACCUCGGCUUCCUGUUUCCUCGCCUCGUCCACAUCACAUUCACUCUAAAGCUGGUCGCUCUGUGAUCGCUUUAUUUGGUUCUUCACUUUCUUCCACUUCACUUGUUUAGAUUUCAAAGGAAACAUGGCAAAAAUUGGCUUUUUUGCUGACCUUUUACUUCUGUCUUUAGUUGCCUUGUCGCUCGCCUCUGACUCCAGGCUAAUAAAAGCAGUCCAUCAGAGCCACAGAGCAGCUGGAGUCUUCCUCCUCAUUCAGGGAGGGGUGUACACGUUCAACUUCACUGCUGCGAGAGAUGCCUGCUCAUUCCUGAAUGUUACCAUGGCAACAAUCACUCAGAUGGAGAAAGCACUACAGCAAGGACUGGAGACGUGCAAGUUUGGCUGGAUAGCUGAGAGGGUGGCAGUCGUCCCACGACUUACAACUGAUGAGAAAUGUGGAAGAGGAAAAACAGGAGUGGUGCGAUGGGCUGCAAGCACAGACACAAAGUUUGGGGUGUUUUGCUUCAAUGCAUCAGAUUUAGAGGAAACUAAAGCUCCAGCACCCAGCCAGCAAAGCUUUACUUCCCCCACCAUACAGACAGCUGUAACCCCGACCUCCACACCUGCUUCACCUGUGCCCUCUCUAACAAGCAAACCUCCACCUUCAGGAGAGCUGAGAACAACUAAAACCUCUGAGCUGACAGCGUCGACUUCAAGUCUACAAGUCCAGACAAGUUUAACCAGGAUCUCCGCUUCCACCUUUAAUAAACUGUUCUCCAGUCAUAUUCCUACGCCCCCAUCUCACCUCAUCACCACAGAAACCAAAGAUAUCCAUUUAGCCUCCUCUACUCCUGCUCAUGCCUCAGAUUCCUCCUUCACCUCAGAGUCACCAACACAGCCAACGAUGGUCCAUGAAAAACCUUCUCUAGGAGAUGUUCCAACAGCACUCAUCAUCCUCGGCAUCAUCGUUCUGCUCCUAACAGCAGCUGGAGUUGUGUGGUACUACAAACUGAAUAUUUUCACUUUUUGGUCUGAGCCACAGCAGAAAGACGACAUAGAGACUCAGAUGUGGAAACACAACCACAGUGAGAUGGACCUGCACAGUUUACACGAAGGAGAGGCAGAAGAUGAAGAACUGGCCAGGACAUACUCCAGCGAUAUCACACUGUGUGUGAAUCCAGACCUCAAAACAAACUCCUUAGAGUAGCUCCAGGAUUUUGGUUUUAGUGCGUGAUGUGAACUUUGUACUUGCAGUCUGACUCUUUCUGACAUAUUUUUGAAUAAUACACACAAAUUGCAAACUACAAUAGGAUUAACCUCAAUAAAUGCUUGAUGUGUUUUUUUCACUCAUUUUGGCAGAUUUAGCUAUUCUGGGGCUGUAGGUGAACACAGGUGCCCCCCCCCCCCCCCAUUUGUUAGCAUAUUAGUAUUGAUAAUAAAAUAUUUGGUUAAAUAGUUACAACCAAAUGACUUGUGUUUGGUUUUUCCAUUUGAAAAACUUACUCUUUGAAUGAGUGUGUUAACCCCUUAAAAUCUUAAAUGGUCUGAAUAAAGGCAGGAGAAAUUGUUAAGUUAGUUCUGUGCACAGGGGCCCCUAGUAGUCCAGGGUCCCAGGCAAUUACCUUCUUUUGCCUAAUUGUAAAG
Cheilinus undulatus (humphead wrasse) is the source of this 1625-nucleotide messenger RNA. It is a transcript of the gene lyve1b, whose product is annotated as lymphatic vessel endothelial hyaluronic receptor 1b. The transcript has 6 exons. Gene Ontology annotation, cellular component: plasma membrane. Bases 127 to 1188 code for a protein of 353 amino acids. The record is from RefSeq and is a predicted model, not a curated record. NCBI's taxonomy places the organism in Eukaryota, Metazoa, Chordata, Actinopteri, Labriformes, Labridae. Gene Ontology annotation, biological process: cell adhesion. Gene Ontology annotation, molecular function: hyaluronic acid binding; transmembrane signaling receptor activity.